UAUGAAUGGAGGCGUGUUUGUGCUUUAGAACUUGAAAAAAUGGCGGGGAAGCGACGGAACAGUCACGAUGAAAAAGUGCUGUCCUCGCUUCCAUUGAAGCUACGCGGUCGUCUGAUGGAUUUUCAGAAAGAAGGGAUUUGUUUUGCAGUUAGAAAAAAUGGAAGAUGCUUGAUUGCAGAUGAGAUGGGACUCGGUAAGACCUUACAAGCUAUUUCAGUGGCAUACUACUACAAGAAAGAAUGGCCAUUAUUGAUAAUUGUGCCAUCGUCGCUGAAGUUUGUAUGGGUAGAGGAGAUCGAGAAAUGGCUACCUGAUGUCCAGCCAGAGGACAUAUACCUCAUUCAGACAGGUAACGAUGCUAGUGGAUUUGCAGAAGCCAAAAUCUCCAUUACAACAUUUGGAUUGCUGUGCAAGUCGACUAGUAAACUCCUUCAUGAAGCUCUUACUAACCAGAAGUUCCAGGUUGUGAUUGUCGACGAAUCACAUUCCAUACGUAACACCAAAACAGCGUCCUGUAAAGCUGUAGUCCCUCUAGUCAAGUCAGCCAAACGAUGUAUGCUGUUGUCUGGAACCCCUUCCCUGGCUAGACCUGUGGAGUUAUUCCCUCAAAUUGAUGCCAUUUGUCCAGGAAAAUUUGGCACAUGGUGGAACUACACAGCCAAAUAUUGUGAUGCAAAAACUGAGACGUUUGGUCGGGUCAGACGUCGGCGUGUCGAUGGGGCCAGUAACCUAGAAGAGCUGGCCAAGCGCCUUUCCGACAUGCUGAUGAUUCGCCGACUGAAAAAUGAUGUUCUCACGCAGCUGCCUCCCAAACAGAGACAACGUGUUCUGUUUCAGCUGAAAGACUCGGAGAUAAAAACUGAAAUAAAGAAAACUUUUGAGGAACUGAAGCCACUAUUGACCAAGGGUAAAAACAAAAAUGAUAUGAUGAACGUCAUGCAGCAGGAUGGUAGGGAAGACCACUCUACCAACGCCCUUAUACAGAGACUCUACCGACUGAGUGGGGAGGCCAAGAUCGGACCAGCUCGUGAGUACAUUGAGAUGUUGUGUGAGAAUGAAAGUCUAAAAUUCCUUGUGUUUGCCUAUCACCACAGCAUGAUGAAUGGGUUACAACAGUCCCUAUACAACAAGAAUGUCAAGUUCAUUAGAAUAGAUGGAGAGACACCCACCUCAGACAGACAGGUAUAUGUUCAGCAGUUUCAGUCGGACCCAGAGAUCAAGGUUGCCAUACUGAGUAUCCUGGCUGCAGGAACGGGGUUGACUUUCACUGCGGCCUCCCUUGUUGUGUUUGCGGAGAUGUACUGGACACCAGGUUUGAUGAUUCAGUGUGAGGAUCGUGCCCACCGUAUUGGUCAGAAAUUUUGUGUAUCCAUACAUUAUCUAGUUGCCAAGGACACAAUGGACGAGUGGGUUUGGUCAGCUGUUUGUAAGAAGACUAUUGUGACAAGUACUACACUGAACGGCAAGAGGCAGGAGCUAGCGGCUGACAAGGGAAAUCACUACCAGAUCGAGGUUUUGUCAAAUGCUGAAGCUGUCCUUCCCGCUAAGGACAUCGACCUGUCCGGCAUGUUUGUAUCGCAGCAGCCUAAAGACCAAAUGUCUAUUUUGGAUUUCAUGACAUCCAGCAAAAAAAGAAAAAUGUCGGGUCGGGAUAGAAAUCGUAAACGAAUGAAGACGGACACUAGUAUAGACAGUACUGAUGUCAUAGACCUCAUAGAGGACGAUGUGUCUCUGAUAGAUGGUGAGGAGUCUGUGGUAGAGGAGGAGGAUGUGGUGGUAGAGGAAGAGGAAUCUGUAGAUGAGGACAACAACCUUUCUGAUGACUGUUUAAAUGACAUCAGUCUGAAUCAUCCAGGAAAACGUCAUGAGAAAUGUAAGAAAAUUGUGUUACAGGAGCAGAAAUAUGUUGUAGAUGAGGAUGAUUUGACGGAAGAGGAGGGUAACAACCUUUCUGAUGACUGUUUAAAUGACAUCAGUCUGAAUCGUCCAGGAAAACGUCAUGAGAAAUGUAAGAAAAUUGUGUUACAGGAGCAGAAAUAUGUUGUAGAUGAGGAUGAUUUGACGGAAGAGGAGGGUAACAACCUUUCUGAUGACUGUUUAAAUGACAUUAGUCUCAACCAUCGAGGAAAACGUAAAAAUUCUCAUAAAAAAUCUAGUGUCAAAAGGACAGAUGUUCAUAUUCAAAAAGAUUUUUCAAGUGAAACCCCAACAAAUCGUUCCAGAAAAUUUGGAAAUUUUCAUACAAAUCCAAUCUCCCAAAAGACGAAAAGUAUUUGUUUAGCAAUAGAAAAUGAGGAUGAGGAUUUUAUUGAUACGCCUGGACGAACAGGAAAAACUGCAGGAAAAAUAGCAAAUGAAAGAAGAGUUGUUUCCACAUCGAAAAAGACAAAAAUAGACAAAACUAAACCUUGUAACAAACUACGAAGGAAGCUGAGUCUGUGUCAUCAGACGACCACUAACCCUGUUAGGGGGUCAGACGCGGAUGGAGAUGUUAUGUGGAGCUGCGCAAUGUGUACUUUCCAGAACCAUGUUGAUCUACCUUACUGUGAAAUGUGUAAUGAGUCGAGGACGACAGCUUUAGUGACAUCCCAACAAGAUAGGGGACUGAGACAUUCAACAGAUUGUAGCUUGUCACCGACAAAAUCUAGGGAAGUUCAAAACUUACUUGGUUCACCGAAUCAUAAACAGUCGAAUGUGUCACAAAACAUACAAUCAACAGAGAUAGGAAGCAUGUGCAGCCUGUCGAAGGACAAGCAGCGUGAGGAGGAAACUUCCGUCAUGUCAAGUCCUGGUGUGACAAAGCCGUGUGACAAAUAUAUUCAAACAACCCCAGGUAAAUCUAGUCUUACGAAACAGUGUGACAAAUCUGCUGGGAACAGCCAGUGUGACAAAACUAGUCACACAAACCAGUGUGACAAAUCUGGUCCAGUGACCUUUUCAUCAGCGACCAGGUCACUGGGUGACAAUGAGUGUGCGACCAUGGAAGUGAUUAGUCAGGAUGGCAGUGAGUCAUUGUUUUCUGAUGGCACACACAAUGCGGAUGACAUUUCUUCCUUUUCCACAGAAUCUGACCCUCAUACAGAAAAGCAUCUUGAGGACACUAUCUGCGAUUAUGAUGACAGUGACCUUGAAAUUGGAUCUCAAUUUGAUCUUCAUUUUGAAUCCGAAUUGGACCCUGAAACUGAAUCUCACCUUGGGGAAGAUGUCGAAGCUCACGAUGACCAGAAUAUAGCAACUGGUGCCGUUUUAAGUGCUUUUGAAGAGAAAUCACAGAGGAAGGAGAACAGAGAAGUAGACGCUGAGGAAGAGACGUUAAGGAAGGAAGAAGCAGGCGGGAUUGAGGAUGUGAUGGAUGACAUAUUUGAAGAUGAUUGGGAGGAGGAAGUAUUGUCACAGUACAACUCAGAAGGAAGUCCAACACAAGGUACGGGUUCAAACACGAGUGUGCGGGUUGUAGACUUGGACAAGGUGACUGUCCACUCUCAUCUGUUAUACUGUUGUAGUAGGUACACUGGGCGUGUCUACCUGUUUGACCAGGACAGCCAUUCUCUGGAUGCUAACUUCCUGCCUUUAGAUGUAGAGCUUGGUAACCAGGAUGCAUUACCUGAUCUUCUGUUACAUCCUAAUAACCUAAGACUGGUGGAGAGGUUUGUCAGGGAGUGGAACAGUCUUACUGAAACCAAACGGAGACUCAUCAUGAAGAGUGGUAUCAAGUUUAUAAGUCCGCUGAGAACAUACGAGGAUCUUCGUAGCGGGAAGACUCACUGCUCCCAGCGACACAUCAGCAAGGAGGACUUGGCAUCCAGAGCCAUUAGCAAGGCACAUGAAGUGAAGGGGUCAACAAGAGUCAUCAAUAGACCUCAGGUUCAAGGUCAAAGUUCACCCAGAUGUGAAGAGACUACGACAGAGACCCAAUCACAGGGUUUGGUACAGGCUGUUAGUGAGGACGGCACUCCUUUGUGUGUACACUGCUGUACUGUUUAUAUGUUUUUGUUUGUCCUAGGCUGUUAGUGAGGACGGCACUCCUUUGUGUGUACACUGCUGUACUGUUUAUAUGUUUUUGUUUGUCCUAGGCUGUUAGUGAGGACGGCACUCCUUUGUGUGUACACUGCUGUACUGUUUAUAUGUUUUUGUUUGUCCUAGGCUGUUAGUGAGGACGGCACUCCUUUGUGUGUACACUGCUGUACUGUUUAUAUGUUUUUGUUUGUCCUAGGCUGUUAGUGAGGACGGCACUCCUUUGUGUGUACACUGCUGUACUGUUUAUAUGUUUUUGUUUGUCCUAGGCUGUUAGUGAGGACGGCACUCCUUUGUGUGUACACUGCUGUACUGUUUAUAUGUUUUUGUUUGUCCUGGCUGUUAGUGAGGACGGCACUCCUUUGUGUGUACACUGCUGUACUGUUUAUAUGUUUUUUGUCCUAGGCUGUUAGUGAGGACGGCACUCCUUUGUGUGUACACUGCUGUACUGUUUAUAUGUUUUUGUUUGUCCUAGGCUGUUAGUGAGGACGGCACUCCUUUGUGUGUACACUGCUGUACUGUUUAUAUGUUUUUGUUUGUCCUAGGCUGUUAGUGAGGACGGCACUCCUUUGUGUGUACACUGCUGUACUGUUUAUAUGUUUUUGUUUGUCCUAGGCUGUUAGUGAGGACGGCACUCCUUUGUGUGUACACUGCUGUACUGUUUAUAUGUUUUUGUUUGUCCUAGGCUGUUAGUGAGGACGGCACUCCUUUGUGUGUACACUGCUGUACUGUUUAUAUGUUUUUGUUUGUCCUAGGCUGUUAGUGAGGACGGCACUCCUUUGUGUGUACACUGCUGUAUUGUUUAUAUGUUUUUGUUUGUCCUAGGCUGUUAGUGAGGACGGCACUCCUUUGUGUGUACACUGCUGUACUGUUUAUAUGUUUUUGUUUGUCCUAGGCUGUUAGUGAGGACGGCACUCCUUUGUGUGUACACUGCUGUAUUGUUUAUAUGUUUUUGUUUGUCCUAGGCUGUUAGUGAGGACGGCACUCCUUUGUGUGUACACUGCUGUACUGUUUAUAUGUUUUUGUUUGUCCUAGGCUGUUAGUGAGGACGGCACUCCUUUGUGUGUACACUGCUGUAUUGUUUAUAUGUUAUUUUGUUUGUCCUAGGCUGUUAGUGAGGACGGCACUCCUUUGUGUGUACACUGCUGUACUGUUUAUAUGUUUUUGUUUGUCCUAGGCUGUUAGUGAGGACGGCACUCCUUUGUGUGUACACUGCUGUAUUGUUUAUAUGUUUUUGUUUGUCCUAGGCUGUUAGUGAGGACGGCACUCCUUUGUGUGUACACUGCUGUAUUGUUUAUAUGUUUUUGUUUGUCCUAGGCUGUUAGUGAGGACGGCACUCCUUUGUGUGUACACUGCUGUACUGUUUAUAUGUUUUUGUUUGU
Pecten maximus is the source of this 5396-nucleotide messenger RNA. Its product is annotated as DNA annealing helicase and endonuclease ZRANB3-like. The transcript is spliced from 17 exons. The record is from RefSeq and is a predicted model, not a curated record. Gene Ontology annotation, molecular function: ATP binding; zinc ion binding; ATP-dependent chromatin remodeler activity. Lineage: Eukaryota; Metazoa; Mollusca; Bivalvia; Pectinida; Pectinidae. Gene Ontology annotation, biological process: replication fork processing; DNA repair. Gene Ontology annotation, cellular component: nuclear replication fork. The coding region runs from base 40 to 4011 and encodes 1323 amino acids.